AUCAAAAGGACAUAUGAAGUACUGCUCGUAUAGGCCAGAAUCUGUUGCACAUAGCAGUUUUAACCUUGAAGUUUUUUUGAAGUUCUAUUCGCUAUCAUGUGAGCCAAAGUACUGUGAAGAAGUAAGAAAGCUACUUGGGAAGCAUGUAUUGAAAGGUAAUCAAAUCAAAAGCAUUCAAGUAGAAGACGGAGGGAGAAAAAGAAAACUAUUGCUCCGAUAUUUAACGGAACUUCCUGUUGAAGAAGUUCUAGAAGAUUUUGAGCACGUGAGUCCCGAAUUUAUCAAUAGGGAGAAAGAACUUCGAGAAUAUUUAUAUCGAACAAUAUCAGAGGACACGACUUACAAUUCAAAUACGUCACAAUACUUGAAGCAGCUCCUAAGGAGCGCCGAACUUGAAAGCCUUGAAAUUUCAUAUGAUAUUCGCAACUGGCCCUUGAACAAAAUUCUAAGGCGACUACUCCCCGAGAUAGUUUCGUGGCCUUCUUCCUUUGAGACAGUCGGACGUAUUAUUCACUUGAAUCUUCGUGAGGAACUUUUGCCUUAUCGUCAUCUCAUAGGAAACAUUCUGUUGAUGAAACACUAUCCACGAAUAAAGACUGUAGUGAAUAAAGUUGGAGAGACAUCAGGUCCGUUUAGGACUUUUGAUAUGGAAAUAUUGAGUGGCGAGUCGAACUUGAUCACAGAGGUAAAAGAAAAUGGUUGUGUUUACGAGUUAGAUUACGAAAGAGUAUAUUGGAAUUCUAAGCUAGAAGCAGAAAGACGUCGCGUGAUUGAAACUUUUUCAUCUUGUGAUAUUAUAGCUGAUGCAUUUGCUGGGGUUGGACCUUUUGUUAUUCCAGCAGCAAAACACAAAGGUUGUGUUGCCUUCGGAAAUGACUUGAACCCCAUAUCAACUGAAUUUUUAUCAAAGAAUAUUCGAAGAAAUGGUGUAUCACAUUUGGUUAGAGCCUCUUGCCUCGACGCUUGUACUUUUGUUAAGCAGCUUAUCGAAGAAGAAGUAUAUUUUACUAAGCUUAUUAUGAAUUAUCCUUCGAAGUCAACUGAAUUUUUGCACGUUUUGAAGGGAUUGUACAAAGGUAGAGAGGAUAGACCGCUUCCUAUUGUAUAUUGUUAUAUUUUCGGUCGAGGACCGGAUCCUUUCAAAGAUGCACUUUCCGCUGUCUUUGAAGGACUUACUUGUAAGAGACGUCGCUCCUGAAAAAUUUCAUAUGUUGGUACAAUUUG
Molecule: messenger RNA, 1224 nt
Organism: Galdieria sulphuraria
Lineage: Eukaryota; Rhodophyta; Bangiophyceae; Galdieriales; Galdieriaceae
Product: S-adenosylmethionine-dependent methyltransferases (SAM or AdoMet-MTase) isoform 2
Exons: 7
Coding region: 14-1198 (394 amino acids)
Biological process (GO): tRNA N1-guanine methylation
Cellular component (GO): cytoplasm
Source: RefSeq, a predicted model, not a curated record